Molecule: messenger RNA, 3407 nt
Organism: Quercus lobata
Lineage: Eukaryota; Viridiplantae; Streptophyta; Magnoliopsida; Fagales; Fagaceae
Product: Pentatricopeptide repeat (PPR) superfamily protein
Exons: 5
Coding region: 398-2443 (681 amino acids)
Biological process (GO): RNA modification
Molecular function (GO): protein binding; RNA binding
Source: RefSeq, a predicted model, not a curated record
CUUCGCCAAAAGGGCCAAAACCAAAACACAGAAAAUAGAACUUCGUCCUCUCUCUCUCUCCUACCCAUGUCCAGGCCACACUAUUAGCGGCUCUGCAGCUCCGCUCCAGUCAUCGAACUUCAUUCGCAGCUCACACAGGUCUUCUUCUCUGGAAUCAAAAUAACAGUGUUGUGUAGUAAAUAAAAGUUUUGAGAACCGGUUCCAAUAGAUGCAAGUACCUAAAAUAAGCUCCCAACGUAUUGCGUGGUGCAACGGUGUUGAGUUAUGUUCAACAACUGCUCUCCACAAAGUUCUUUGCUGCCGAUUGGAAGAUGUGGAAAUGGAUAUCCCAGGGUGAAUGUGAUGUGAGCCUGUUCCGGAUACUGUCCAUUGUAUGUGAACCAGUCUUCAUUACAAAAUGGAUCUUGAUUUGCAUUCCCUGGCCAGCCUACUCCAUUCCUGUAACACCCACCAUUGGAUUCAUCAGGGUAGACAGGUCCACCUCCUCUUUCUCAAAAAGGGUCUCAUAAACUCUGCUCUCACAUUCGGAAACCGCCUUAUACAGAUGUACGUGCGCUGCGGCAGCUUGAGUGACGCAUGGAAAGUGUUCAAGGAUAUGCCUGAGAGAAAUUGUUUCUCUUGGAAUACUAUAAUAGAGGGGUACAUGAAAUCAGGGAACAAGGAGAGGUCACUGCAGUUGUUUGAUUCCAUGCCCCACAAGAAUGAAUACUCAUGGAAUGUCGUGGUUUCAGGGUUUGCAAAAGCUGGUGAGCUACAGAUUGCUCAGAGUUUGUUUAAUGAUAUGCCAAAGAGGAAUGCGGUUGCAUGGAAUUCAAUGAUUCAUUGUUAUGCUCAAAAUGGGUAUGCAAGAGAAGCCAUGAAGCUCUUUAAGGAUUUGAGUUCAGACCCUUCUGAAGUAUUGUAUCGCGAUACGUUUGUUUUGGCAACGGUUAUUGGCGCUUGUAGUGAUUUGGAAGCUCUUGAUUGCGGCAAGCAAAUACAUGCUCGCAUUUUGAUUGAUGAGGUGGAAUGUGAUUCGGUCUUGAGUAGUUCUCUAAUUCAUAUGUAUGGGAAGUGUGGUGAUCCAGAUAGUGCAAAUCAUGCUCUGAAUAUGUUGAAGGAACCGGAUGACUUCUCUCUAUCAGCAUUGAUUUCAGGGUAUGCAAAUUGUGGUAGAAUGAAUGAUGCAAGAAGAAUAUUUGAUAGCAAAAGUGAUCCGUGUGUUGUGUUAUGGAAUUCAAUAAUUUCUGGAUAUGUUUAUAAUAAUGAGGAAAUUGAAGCAUUGAUUUUCUUCAAUCAGAUGCGGAGAAAUGGAGUCCAGGAAGACUCCUCCACACUUGCAAGUGUUUUGAGUGCCAGCAGUAACUUAGGUACCCCUGGACAUGGUAAACAAAUGCAUACUUAUGGCUAUAAAGUUGGGUUAAUGGAUGAUGUCAUAGUUGCUAGUGCUCUAGUUGAUGCAUACUCCAAGUGUGGAAGCCCUUAUGAUGCAUGCAAAUUAUUUAGUGAGCUCAAAUACUGGGACACAAUCUUGCUUAAUUCUAUGAUAACAGUGUAUUCUAAUUGUGGAAAAAUUGAAGAUGCAAAAUGCAUUUUCAAAAUGAUGCCAAACAAAAGCCUGAUAUCAUGGAAUUCAAUGAUAGUAGCUCUUAGUCAAAAUGGGUGUGCAAUUGAAGCAUUAGAUCUACUGUGUGAGAUGAGUAGGUUGAAAUUGAGAAUGGACAAGUUUAGCUUGGCCAGUGCAAUCAGUGCGUGUGCCAGCAUCUCUUCACUUGAACUUGGCGAACAGCUUUUUGCUAGAGCUACUGUCAUCGGGCUUGAGUCUGAUCAGAUCAUUUGUACCUCUCUUGUUGAUCUUUACUGCAAGUGUGGUUUUAUUGACGAUGGGCGAAAACUUUUUGAUGGAAUGAUAAAAUUUGAUGAAAUUUCUUGGAAUGCAAUGUUGAUGGGUUAUGCUACAAAUGGUUAUGGAAUUGAAGCAUUGAAUCUGUUCGCUGAAAUGAGGCAAGUUGGUGUUAGACCUACUGAUAUUACAUUUACAGCAGUUCUAUCUGCUUGUGAUCAUUGUGGACUAGUUGAGGAGGGACAUAAAUGGUUUUAUGCAAUGAAAUCAUACUAUCAUAUUGAUCCAGGGAUUGAACAUUACUCUUGCAUGGUUGAUCUUUUUGCUCGUGCUGGUUGCCUUGAGGAAGCAAUGAAUCUUAUAGAACAUAUGCCUUUUGAGGCUGAUGCAAGCAUGUGGUCAUCAGUGUUGAGAGGCUGUGUGGCUCAUGUGGAUAAGACUCUUGGGAAGAAGGUGGCAGAGAGAAUUAUUAAGCUUGAUCCUGAGAACUCAGGUGCUUAUGUUCAGUUAUCGAGCGUAUUUGCCAACUCUGGAGACUGGGAAAGAUCAGCACAAAUUAGAAAUUUGAUGAGAGACAAGCAAAUACAAAAGAAUCCUGGUUGCAGUUGGGCUGAUUGUUGAACAAGAAACUUUAAUGGCAGCAUAACCCUCGAAUCAAGGGACACAUGGUUUCAUAGGAGAGAAAAUGUGCUACUCUUGGAGUGUGUCUUGCUUUAAUCUUGCUUUAAGCAACUUGGUCACCAGUAGGCUCGAAGAGGUGAUUUCUUUCUAAUAUAGGCAUAAGUUGAUUGUGACAUCUAUACAAUAUAUUAUGGAGGAUUAGCAAUUGAUUUGCUAAGCUCUUGUGGUGCCACGUCACUACUAAUAAUAUUUGUUUUUGAUGACGUGGAACCUCACCAAGGCAGGGCCCUUUGGACCCAUCCUUGGGGAGUAAACCAUAGAUACACAACUCCACCUACUAGAACUGUGUAUCACUCUAGGGGAACUCCUAGUGGGGGUCAAACUCAGGAUGUCUUGGUCUACAGUUCAUCCCAAGCCUCAAAUCACUAGCAAAUAAAAUUUUGCCUUCCUCAAUUUGUGGUUAUUCCAUUCCCCAGCUUACCAUUGCAACCUUUCCUCUCCCUUUUUUGACUCUUCCCCUUCCUCAUCAUUGCUCACCCUACCAUUACUCUUGCUCUAACCCCUCCUCUUCCAUCUUCUUUUUCAUAAGGCUAUUACUCCCUCUGCACCUCUCCUUCCCGUUCAAAAAGGUUAGAAUCCAAGGAUUUGGUACAGAAUUCAUUUGUCUUAUCCUAUGAAGGCAGAGAUAUAUUAAGUGGAGGCAAUUAGAAAGGCGAGGAAACUGUUAAGACACAAAAUAGAUGGCGACACUGACUAACCAAAUUCAAGAAAAGAACAAAAACUUUGUUAGAAACUUGACUUUCAUAGAAAUCAUUCUGACCAGACCCACAAACUUUAUGAGAAAUCAUGUCUUGAGAAGAACAUACCCAAAAAUGGAAUUAUCGGGUUGAAUAAAUUUGUUAAUGUAAACUUCGACAAAGUGCUCUUCCAUGUAUUUUAGGCACUUCAUUAUAUGCAUUACUCA